Messenger RNA from Mytilus trossulus (common blue mussel), 2830 nucleotides. RefSeq names its product pre-mRNA-splicing factor SLU7-like. NCBI's taxonomy places the organism in Eukaryota, Metazoa, Mollusca, Bivalvia, Mytilida, Mytilidae. The coding region runs from base 138 to 1859 and encodes 573 amino acids. Gene Ontology annotation, molecular function: pre-mRNA 3'-splice site binding. The record is from RefSeq and is a predicted model, not a curated record. The transcript is spliced from 15 exons. Gene Ontology annotation, cellular component: spliceosomal complex. Gene Ontology annotation, biological process: mRNA splicing, via spliceosome.
CACCGUAUUUUUCUAUGGAUCUAAGCGUGUUUUUGAUGAGCUUAAGCGACAAAAACGUACCACGAAUGGUUUUGCGAAGAUGUAAACAAAUUUUACCCAUUUAACAGAAGACACCAGUUAACAAAACAUCUUUGAGUAUGUCGUUUCAACUGAAUUUGCCACCCUCUGCGGUGGCAAAGUUGGCCAAAACAGAAGAUGACUUGCCAAAGAAAGUGUCCAGAGAGGAAUGGAGGAAACAGAAAGAGCUGGAGGAAGCAAGAAAGGCAGGAACAGCUCCAGCCAUGGUGGAUGAAGAAGGAAAAGAAAUAAAUCCUCACAUUCCUCAGUAUAUUAUGCAAGCUCCUUGGUAUUAUGGCGUAGAUGCAGCAACACUGAAGCAUCAGAGAGUUCAACCAGAGACAAUGAAACCGUUAUCUGAAGUGGGGGCAUGGUACAAAAGGGGAGUUAAACAGGGGUCCACAGCUACAAAAUUUAGAAAAGGAGCAUGCCAGAACUGUGGUUCUAUGACACAUCAAAAGAGAGAUUGUUUUGAAAGACCAAGAAAGAUAGGAGCUAAGUUUACAGGGGAUGAUAUUGCACCAGAUGAACAUUUACAACCCAAUAUAGAUUUUAGUUAUGAAAGUAAGCGUGAUCGAUGGAAUGGCUUAGAUCCAGAAGAACAUCAGAAAAAGAUUCACGAAGAGUUUGCUCGCGUUGAAGAGGCAAAAAGAACAUUAAAAGAACAGAGUUUAGACUUGUCAUUAAUGGAAGGAGACUCAGACAGAACAGACAAGAAAAUUGACAGUGAUGAUGAAGACAAGUAUGCAGAUCAUAUUGAUAUGCCUGGUCAGAAAUUUGAAACCAAACAGAGAAUUACAGUCAGAAAUUUACGUAUCAGAGAAGACACAGCUAAGUAUUUAUACAAUUUGGAUGUGAACUCUGCAUUCUAUGAUCCAAAAACCAGAUCUAUGAGAGAAAAUCCAUCCCAAGGCAAAGACCAAGCUGAGGUGAAGUUUACAGGAGAUAAUUUUGUAAGAUUUUCUGGUGAUGCUGCUGAAUUUGCAUCAAAUCAAGUAUUUGCAUGGAAUGCCUAUGAGGCAGGAACAGAUGUUCAUCUGCAGGCAGACCCUACACGGUUAGCUAUGUUGAACAAAGAAGUAGAAAAGAGGAAAGACGAUUUUAAAACUAGUUUAAAGGAGGGUGUUUUAGCCAAGUAUGGUGGAGAGGAACAUUUGGAAGCCCCUCCUAAACACUUGUUGAUGGCCCAAACAGAAGAUUAUGUGGAAUAUUCUAGACAUGGAACUAUUAUUAAAGGAAAUGAGAAACCUGUUAUAAGAUCUAAAUACGAAGAAGAUGUGUAUAUAAAUAAUCAUUCAAGUGUAUGGGGAUCUUUUUGGUCAAAUGGAAAAUGGGGAUUCAAAUGUUGUCACGCAACCAUCAAAGAAUCAUACUGUACUGGAGAAGCAGGGAAAGAGGCAGCACAGAAUGAGAUAUUGGCCAUUGAGGAAGGAGACGAAUCACCUGCAGAAGAGGAGCCACAAAAAUCAUUAUUAGAGCAACAUCAAGAAAAAAUGAAUGGGAAGAAAAGAAAGAAAAAAAAGAAGAAGAAUAAACACAAGAAACAUAAAAAGAAGAGUUCAUCAGAAAGUAGUAGUGAUGAAUCUGAGGAGGAAGGAAAGAUAAACCCAAAGAAAUUGAAAAAGGCACUGACAAAGGAGGAUGAGCAUAGAAAGAAAGCAGAGGAGUUAUUAAAACUAGAUGAGAGAAAACGUCCAUACAAUAGCAUGUAUGAGGCUAUAGUUCCAACAGAAGAGGAAAUGGAAGCAUGGAGAAUGAAAAACUUACGCAGUGAUGAUCCUAUGGCUCAUUUUAAGUCAUAGAUACUGUUAAUGUGAUACUAAAUAAUAUUGUUGAUGUAAAAUACUGUAAAUAAAAUAAUGAAAAUAAAUGUCUUUCCGAAUUAUUCAGCAGGAGUAUACUUUAUUAGUUAUUGACUUUCAUUAAUGUUAAAGUGUACAAUGGAGAUAUAUUGUUUCUUAUUAUAUUGAGAUAGGAUUUUGUAAAUUUUAUGCUGUAUGUACUGUAAAUUCAGAAAUUAUUGCAAGGUUUUUAUUGUUGCGAAACGUGUAAAUGCAAUAAUUUAAACUUGCAUUUUGAAAUAUUUUAUAUGAAUUAAACUGGACUUUUCUCAAAAUCGUAAAAAUUUAAAUUGCAAUUAUAAAUGCAGGCAAUAAUUACUGAAUUUACAGUAUAUUGUUUAAUGACUUUCUUUUUUAAGACAAUUUGAAGACAAUCUUUAAUUUUUUGACAUUACAAUAGUAGGCAUGAUUGAUUGUUAUUUACAUAAUAUUCCAGUGGCAUAUAUUUUUUAUGCAUGUUCAAGUCGAAAACAAAUUUUUGCGAACCAAAUAAAAGUUUUCCACAGAGUUGUCUGCUCUUGGCCAAGGUAUUUAAACUUUUGUCUAUUCUUUUGCCCAUUGAAUAAAGAAUUUUUUCUGAUAAAUUAAUCAGUCAGUGAUAGAUAUCCAUUGGAAGAAAUUGAAAGGUCCUGUUGAAUAAACUACACAGAACACGUUCUCAUCUAAAAUUAAAUUCUCAUAUGCCACUUAACUCUCUUUUUUUUUGUGAAAAAGCUACAUUUUUGGGGAUGAUUGAUAUAUUUAGCGUUAAAAAGUCACAGUACAGCAUUAUCAAUAUUUGUCUGUCAUUUUUUGGCAAGAUUUGUUGUCUUUUUUAGUACGGUAAAUAAGAAUCCAAAAUUUCAUUAUUUUAUCAUAAACCUUUUUCAUAGGAUGCUAGAAUGAACUAUUUCAACAUCCAAGAUAUAAUUGAAGCAAGUAAACCUUAAAAA